GGCAGUGCCGGCCUCGCCGGGCGGGCGCGCGGACGGGCGGGCGGUUGUUCACGUCCAUGUUUGGCGCGGGCACUGUGCGGUAAUGGCUGGAGCUGGGUAGAGCAUUACGAGCAAGAUACGCCUCUUUAAAAAAAAAACAAACAACCAAACACACAAAAAGAAAAAUCCACCAAUGUGUCUUUAGACUAGGCAUGCGGCGGGGCCGGCGGUCUCUUAAAAUUAGCAGUGUCUUCGCAACAUUUCGAGCAGAAAGAACAGGGGUUUCCACUCCCACGCUGCUCAAGGUGAAGGACACCGUGUCGUUUGGUCAAAUACUGGCUGGAGCGAACGUAGUAUUUUGAGGGUUUUGGGAUGUGCUGUUCAAGUUUCAAUUCUACAUUAUCACUCUUCCGCCGUCUGUAAAGAGUUUUGAUGGAGUCGCAGCAACCCAGACUCUUAGUUUAAAUCCUGUUGAAAGAUUGCCAGCCCCUUUGGGAGUGCAGUCUUCCAGUCUACCGGCCGUAGCUCGGUCGAAAACAAGAUGAGUCACGCGUGUUCAGUAAAUGCCCCAUUUCUUUAUGAGAAGCAAGGAUUGGUGCUGGAUAUGAUUCUCCGCUCUAUGUUAGGAGUAACCCAGCCUAUCAACUGGGAAAGAGUAGCUAGACUCGUACCAGGAGUCACAGCCAAGCAGUGUGCCAAGAGAUUUGAAGAACUACGAAGCAAUGGAAUCAUGCCCCAUAUUUGUGAUGAAAACAAGUGUGAAGGGAGUCCAUCUAAAUCAUUGGCCACAUAUAUUAAAUCAUCGUUUUUGGACAAUGAAGAUGAUGAAAAAUCUAGGUUAUCUGUAAUGCAGAAUAGCACUUCCAUAUCAGGGCGAGCUACUUUGUCUACAGGAAGAAAUUGCACUCUAAAAGAAAAUGGUUCAACGGAUAAAGGUGAAGACAAAUUGGAUGAAAGCCAAGGACCCAACAUGGUAAUUCAUGUUUGCGAUGAAGCCAAAAACCUGAAGCGUGAUUUUGUUUGUCCUCGGAAUCUCCUAGUCAGUGAGAUGAAAUACUUUGCUGAAUAUCUGUCCGUGGAUGCACAGCGUUGGCAAGAAGUAGAUAUCUCUGUGCACUGUGAUGUCCAUAUAUUUGCCUGGUUGAUGAGCUACGUGAAGAAGAAACUAAAGCACCAAGGACAGGUUGAACAACCAGAGCUUGAACCUAGUAAUGUUAUCUCAAUACUCAUUUCAUCUGAAUUUUUGAAAAUGGAUUCCUUGGUUGAAGAAUGCAUACAUUAUUGUCAUAAAAAUAUGAGUGCCAUUGUAGCUACUCCUUGCAAUAUGAACUGUAUCAAUGGCACUCUGGCCACACGCAUCAUUGACCUUUUCACGCAUAAUGAAGCUGAUGAAGUAAAAGACAAAAAAGAUAAAUUUAAAAGCAAAAUAUUUUGUAAGAAGAUUGAGAGGCUAUUUGAUCCAGAGUACAAGGACCAAGAUUCUCCGGGCAGCGCUCAUACACUGUACAGAUGCAGUUUGUGUAAGAAAGUUCUUACCAAAGAAACAGAGAAAAUGUUUCCUUGUUUGCCUGUGAAAAUAAGGAUUGAUCUGCGUGGAAAUAUAAUAUACUUGCACAAUAGAGACAAAAGCUGGGAUGUGCACGAGUAUCUUAAUGGUCUCUAUGAAGACUUGAAAUCUUGGCAAGAUGUGUAUUGGCGUUUAUGGGGAACUAUAAAUUGGCUGCCCUGUACUAGAUGUAAAAAGGUUUUUCAAUGCACUGAACUCUCCCAUUGCCGAUAUCACCCUGAACAAGUGAUAUAUCUUCCCUUAGGCAAUCAAUUUACCACUCCUGGCUUUGGAUUGUAUCCCUGUUGCAAGCAGAAAGUCAUGCGGUUUGAUCCUCUUCAAGUAAACACAGGUUGUAAACUUCAGGAACAUGUUGUCAAAUUGGCUAGUCAGCUCCAGAAUGGUAAACUUACUUCAUUAUCAAUUGGUCAAGUGUACUGUGAUGUACUGCAACACAAGGAUGUUGUCUGUGUGCCAUUUUGUAAAACUGAAGAAAGUAAUGGAAACAUAAAUCUAUCUGAAGAGCAGGAUUUAGAUUCUGAAAUCUUAGCAGAACCAAAUUCAUGGAAAGGACAAAAAAUUGGAGAUGUCACAACUUUUUCACUUUUGAAAAACUGGAGUUUGCAACUGCAACAAGCAUUAUAUUCUGAAGAUGAAGAAUAUACCACGGGUUCAGAAGUAACAGAGGAUGAAGUAGGAGAUGAAGAAGAAUUGACCAAAAAACAAGGUACAAGAAAGUGCAAGAAAGUUACCAAUCGAACAAAGAAGCCAGCGGCAUCUCCUACCACACAGAAAAAAGAGAAGGGGUCAGUUCGAGAUGGAUCUCCUUUCACUGUCAGUUUUCAGAAAAGCAAAUGGGACAGCAAUCGCUCAAUGCGAUAUAACCAGGACGCCCAAAGAGAGGAAGAUCAGAGAAGGAUGGUGGAAAUAAUUGGACAUCUGACAAAGACACGAUUUGGAGAAAAAAUUGACCGCAGUAAAGCAAAAGAAGGAAAAGAGUUUGCUGGUGGCAUUUAUUCCAGAUUGGAAUCUCAAUUUAAAGUCUGUCAACCAGCAACCUCUCGCCAGAACAAUUCAUCACAAAACACAAGGUCGAAGGCCCGCUUAUCACAAUUGCGUCCAACAUAGUGGAACCUAGAAGCAACGAGGAUUAAAGCUUGAUAAAUGCCACCUUCCACUGCAAUUUAAAUAUGCAUGCUUAUUUACAUUAAAUAUCUAACUAAUAAAGUACAAUGGUUAUCAUAAUGCUUCUGUAGACUACCCAGAUUAUAUCACAAGAGUAAUGCCAUUUAAACAAUCAACUCUUCUGCGCUUGACAAUAUUUAAUUUCACUUCCAAUUGCUUGACUGCUCUUAUUGCAUAUGGUUGAAAUGUUUUACAUGAAACUUUUCAAUGUAGUUUUUCCAGUUUUCUAAAAAAUUACAGCAAGUUCGUAAUUUUGUGAACUAUAGUUAAUACUUUAAAGGUGUAGAUUUGAUUACUUGCAAAGUUUCGAGCUUUAAAUUGCUGGCCAAUUCUGAAGAAAAAAAACUGGUUGACUGCUAUCCUGCAUCACUAAGGAAUAGCCUGUAUAUUUAUAGAUAAAGUUUUAAUUUCCUACCUCUUGGCUUCAGAUUUGAUUUGAGUUUUAAUGCCAUGUGGAAAUUCCUUGGGAUUACAUUUUCUACUAAUUUAUGAAAAAGUAAGGAUUUAAAAAAAACAUUUCUAGUAUCCCGCACUGAUUAAUUUCUACAAUAUAAAAUGGUCUUACCAAGAAUAGGUUCACUAUUCUAUAGUCUUCAUUUGUACAAUUAAUCAUUAAAUUGUGCAGAUGGACCAAGGACCUUGAGAAUAAUUACAGAAAUGAAUUGUUUGAGCUACUAUUUACAAUCUGCUGAAGGGAUUUUACGCUGAACAUUUAGAAUUUGUUUUUACAGCUCGUUAAAAUGUUUUGCACACUUAAAUGAUAUUCAACAUGGUAUGUGCAUUUUCAGGUAUACUUUUGGGAAAUCAACAUAAUGAAGAAAUCUGAAACCAAUAACAAUUGACAGAACAACUAGUAGAAUUAAAUGCAAUUACAAUAAUAUUCAUCUUGAGCAUUCAAAAGUAAGUUUUUUGCCUAUUCAGUAACUCAUUUAGAAAUCACUUAUUUUGGGUUUUUUCUGAUUUUAACCAAGUGAUUUUUGUUCAGAAAUAUCAAAAUGAGCCUUUUAAAAUAUAUUCAGCAGUGGCACAUAAAACCACUGUUGUAAAACUGAGUGUUACCAAAUUGCUGAAUAGCUCCAAAGUGACAAAAUAUCCAAAUGCCAUUAAAGCUUAUUUUGACUGA
Leucoraja erinaceus (little skate) is the source of this 3833-nucleotide messenger RNA. It is a transcript of the gene sanbr, whose product is annotated as SANT and BTB domain regulator of CSR. Bases 521 to 2653 code for a protein of 710 amino acids. The record is from RefSeq and is a predicted model, not a curated record. NCBI's taxonomy places the organism in Eukaryota, Metazoa, Chordata, Chondrichthyes, Rajiformes, Rajidae. The transcript is spliced from 21 exons.